Messenger RNA from Gigantopelta aegis, 2621 nucleotides. RefSeq lists its product as uncharacterized. Lineage: Eukaryota; Metazoa; Mollusca; Gastropoda; Neomphalida; Peltospiridae. The transcript is spliced from 12 exons. Bases 80 to 2209 code for a protein of 709 amino acids. The record is from RefSeq and is a predicted model, not a curated record.
ACAAAUUCAAGAAUACUUGUAUAUGAUGUCGAAUGGAAAGUAAUGUAAACGAGAGAAAUUUACCGUUUUAAAGUUGAUUAUGCCAAACUCGCCACCUUUUAUUUCAAGGGGAAGAGAAAGAAGGAAUAGAUCACAAUCUCCACAUAAUCGCAAUGCGUCUUCUCGAUCAUACCGACGGUCAAGGUCUCGAUCUGUCAAGCGACGGAAGUCCGGUAAUUACGGAAGACCUGGCGACCAGAGAAGAAGAUCUAGAUCUCCAGAAAGACGAUAUCGGUCACCAGGCAGAAGGUCAAGGUCGCCAGGCAGAAGAAACAGGUCACCAGGAAGGAAAUCUCCAUUACCAGGAAGACAGUCAGGGAUGCUGGGGAGAAAAUAUCAGUCGCCAGGAAGGCAGUCCCAAUCUCAUUCACCGGCAAUGAGAAGUGACAGAUUUUCGUCUCAUUCUAACGAAAACAAACUGUCGGCAAUGAGUGCAGGUAGUCGAAGAUCGAGAAGAGGAAGUCAUUCAGCAGAAAAUACAGCAGCACCAUCACACCAAGCUUUUGCUUCUCUGAAUAGAAGAUCCCCAGUACAGCCAUCUAGACAACAUGUUGAUUCUCGUUUCCAGUUGUCUACCUUUGACCGACCAGUCGCAUCAAAACGCCAGCACAGCAUUAGUCCAGAUAGAGGAAGAUGGAAAAGCCAGAAAGAAACUCCAUUUCCCAAAAGAGAACCUACCGACUCACGUAACGUUGUCUACGAGCAUCAAGAACUAGAUGUCAGCAUUCCCGAACAUUUAACCUUCGACAUACACACGGACCGGAAACACUCUCAUGAUCACUCGACCGUGAAGCACUACGACAAAGCCCCAGAGUCCCAUUUCUUCCAGGACGCGGGGAGAACGACAGGAGCAGUUGUACCGCGACAGACUCUUCAUGAGAGAUUUAUGAUUUUCGAUCAAAAACCUUUAAUCCUCGACGAAAACAUCACCAUCGGAAUUCAGCGCAAUCGUAACUGCAUUCCUUCAAGUACGGUGAACAUUACGAAAAUAUUCGAUGCCGCUUUGUUUAUAAUGCUGCACGGUCGCGAAGAAGGGAAGAAGCCAAUCUUUGAUCGGGAGGAAAUAAAGAUUUUCCGACACGAUGAAAGGUUAUUGGAGGAGGACGAGGAGGAAGAAGAAUUUGAAAGAAGAAUCAUCCGAGUUGAACCGGUACCGAAGAGAAGUUCGUCGGAUCAUUCACGGGGAUAUGAUCGCAGUGCAUUUGAAAGAAUCCAUGAUGACCAGACUUUCUCGACUCGCAGGUCUCCGCAUGUAAUAAGAAAGGACAUCGGUCGGUCAGCGUGGCCUGACAAACAUCUGCAGAUAACCAGACAGAGAAGUAACUCUCCACACGGCAGACACCAGGGGCCCACUGUGCACAUCAGACUUGAUACUGAGCCAGAUAAGAAAUUCGAAUCUGGUUCAGGCCGGGGCCGACACAGUUACAAGAUUCAGGAGAAGAUAGAACGCAUUCAGAACAAUCCCCAUGACUUGCGCCACAAUCUGAUACGAGGCCAGUUUGACCCCAGAAUGGAUGCGAGAGCUAAAAUCGAGGCACGAAGGAGAGAGGACAGUGGAGAGAGAGAUGGAAGUAGAGAUAGAAAGAACUGGGACGACAGAGGAAGAGGAGAGAGAGACAGAUUGGCCGAAAGGGAGAGACAUCCUUCAGAUCAGAAAUCCAGUUCAAGAAGUCGCAACGACUCUGGACGUGAACUCCCCAACUUCUCACGGCGAACAGACAAAUACGCUUAUGAAGAAUGGAGAGAGAAGCCCGAAUUGGUACCAAGAGGUCCGAGCUAUUUUGAGCAUGAUAACAGAGAAGACUUCCUAAGUCGGCCUCCUCGUGGACGUGGUGGCUACCUGCGCGGUCGUGGGCGUGGUCGCGGUCGAGACAGUGGCCUGGAGCGGAGUCGUGAUGGUGGGCGGGGUCACUACAGUUCGUCUUACGAGAGUCGAGACUUUGACAGAGAAUCGUACAGAGGUUCGAGUCGAGGGUCGUUUUCCACGUCGUACAGAUCUCGCGGUAGAGGCUGGAUGUCCCGACCAUUUCGCGGUACUCGCGGCUCAUACAGAGGUAGAGACUAUGAUUCCAGGCAGUCUGACGACCGAGGUCUGUGGAAACACGACAUGUUUGACAAGAUGGAAAAGAAUGAAGAUGAAAAACCCUCGAGUACAACCAAGGACACAUAAUAGAAGACAACGGCAUUCUUUGUUAAAACCUGAAACUGGCCGUGGAAGUGAAAUCCAUCAUGAAUUCAUCUUGUAAUUUGUCUCAGUCGAAUCUCUUGUCUCAAAACGUGUGUGAUGGGAAGGAAAGACUUCACCAGUAUCAUGGUCUGGAGGGAGAGCACUUUAUGAAUAUCUUGACUGGUUUUCCGUCAUAUCCUAACACAUUAAUUAGUUUCCAACCGAAGGGGACUAUAGGUUUCAUCUCCAUCCUUCUGUCUGUCGACACUAUAGUUUUCCGGACGUUCCAGACUAGACCACAUUGAUUUAUUCAUCAUCGGCUAUUGAUGUCAAACAUUUGUUAAUUUUGACAAAUAGUCUUGGAGAGAAAACCCGCUGCAUUUUUCCAUUAGUAGCAAAGGAUCUUUUAUAUGUA